AUGCCUCGCUUGAAAGUUACCCAAAACGCUCUGCAAAACAACGAGCUAGGAGAAGAGAGGUUAACAAGUGGGUACUACAUUCAGCCGGAUCCACUACAUAUUAUGAUUGUGGGACAAAGUACGGAGAUUUUCUAUGCCAAAAUUGCCCUUGGAGCACAAAAGGGAAAUCUCAAAUCAUCAAAAACGCCUCUGACUAGACCUCAGAAUAAUAGUUGCUACCACUUCGAAUGUCUAAAUACAAAGUCUCGUUGUACAAUCAGAAGUUCAUUGAGGCACCUCAGUACUGAAGCUCUUACUACAGAUCCGCGAACGAGGAGGUAUGAGAUGGAGAUAGGAUAG
Botrytis fragariae is the source of this 339-nucleotide messenger RNA. RefSeq lists its product as uncharacterized. The record is from RefSeq and is a predicted model, not a curated record. The transcript has 3 exons. Bases 1 to 339 code for a protein of 112 amino acids. Lineage: Eukaryota; Fungi; Ascomycota; Leotiomycetes; Helotiales; Sclerotiniaceae.